GGAGCGGCCGCGGCCAUGGGGGGGCGCCGGGGCUGCCCGCUGCUGGAGGACAGCUUCACCCGCCUGGCCUCCCAGAGCAACGUCUACGGGCUGGCGGCGCUGGCCGGGGGCGGCGCGGGCCGGGGGGACCCCGACGGGGAGGGGGGGGCGGAGCAGGGCGCGGGGGGGCCCCCGGAGGGGGGGGCCGGGCCCGAGGGCCCCAGGGGGCUCCUGGUGGCCACCCUGAAGGGGAAGGUGAUUUACUUCCGCUACCAGGAUCUGCGGCAGAAACUGCGGCCGGUGGCCAGGGAGCUACAAUUCACCUACAUCCCUGUUGAUGCUGAGAUUGUCUCGAUUGACAGUUUCAGCAAGUCGCCGCCGAAGAGGGGUCUCGUGGUGGGAAUAACGUUCAUUAAGGACUCUGGAGAUAAAGCGAGUCCAUUUCUGAACAUUUAUUGUGACUAUGAGCCCGGAUCGGAAUAUAACCUGGACUCCAUCGCACAAAGCUGCCUGAACCUGGAGCUGCAGUUCACCCCAUUCCAGCUGUACCAUGCGGAAGUCCACGUUGGAGACCGGCCAGAGACAGUCUUUCUGCUGAGCGGGAACGACCCCUGCAUUCACCUGUACAAAGAGAACAAAGGCUUGCACCAGUUCGAGGAGCAGCCCGUGCAGAACCUCUUCCCGGAGCUCCAGGAGCUGCCCAGCAACGUGCUGUGGCUGGACGUCUGCAACAUCCCCGGCUCAGGCCGGCGUCUCACAGCCUUCGGGUGCCAGAGCGGCUACGUCCGGGUGGCCCAGGUGGAGCAGGCCAGCAGAGAGGUACUGCAGAGCUGGAGCGUUCAGCAGGACGGCCCCAUCUCCAAGGUGCUGGUGUUCAGGCUGCCGUGCUCCGAGAGUGACCCUGCCCACAAUGGUAACGGUGGCGACCAGGGCUACAGUGUGCUCGUCACUAGCACCAUCGAGCUGUCCGUGGUGUACAGGAACGUCCUGACCCACGGGCUGGCGGAUCAGCUGACCCUGCCAGCCAGCGACCAGCAUGACAGCGUGCUCUGUGCCCUGGUGACCGACGUCGAUUUCGACGGGGCGCCCGAGAUACUCCUCGGCACGUAUGGGCAGGAGCUGCUCUGUUACAAGUACUGGAGCUCGGGAGCUACCGGUGCUGGCGCAGCCGAGGCCGAAGGCUUGUCGCUGCCCGCUGGGGAGUUCCAUCUGCUCUGGAAGCGGAGUUUCCCCAGCCCCCUGCUGUCCAUGGAGUACGCAGACCUGACCUGUGAUGGGCUCUGCGAGCUGGCCGUGGUGUGUCUGAAGGGGCUGCAUGUCCUGCAGCUGCAAAAGUUACUGGUGAUGGAAGUGUCACAAUAACUGACCCUCUGAUCUGUUGCGCUGCGAACACCUCUGCCUGCGCCUGCCACCACACGAAGGAGUAUUGCCUUUUAUCACGUCUAGAUUCCCUGGGCCGUACCUUGCUGGGGAUCUGCCGGCGCUUGUAUGGGCCGAGGGUAACAGGGAGCUCAGAGUUCGUGGCUCUGUCGAGUCCCUCCUCCGCUCUGCUCUUUGCCUAUUAACGAUUCAUUUCAAAUAGAAACGUGGGCCCCGGGCCAGCCCCUGCGUGCCGGGGAACAGAGAAGGGCAGCAAACAGGGGGGUAAAAACCCCAUUUCCAGGUGGUGGCGAAUGUCCCCAGCACGGUGCUGCAGAGCACGGCCUGAAUGUUGCAUGCAGCAAUGGGGAGCUUAUAUCCAAGAGGAGCAGCCCGGGAUCGGGAGGGCCGCCCUAGCCCCGUUGUCCUUGUACUCUUGGAGAAUCUUCCCGGAGAGCCGCAGUCUCGUAAACAGAGGCAGGACUUCCUGCCCUUGCCGACUGUAGGAAGGAAAAGGGAGACUGUCUCUAGGGCUGAGAAAAGGCAAACGUCUGAGGUGCCCUAGUCCGGCUCCCCAUAGAACAGCCCCAAACGCUGCCUGUAGACCCGGCUGUCACAAGGGAAAGGUGCCAGGCCUGAGUCCUGCACUUUGACAUCGGGGUGCAGCCAGACGACUCUGCAACGUGUGUUCUGUGCACGACGCACCCCAGACACGAGCCAGGAUACAGAACAGCUGGCAGAGAAAGAAAGAGCAGAUCCGCUCAGCGGCGAUUGAUUAUCGUUCUGCCAGCGCCUAGGAGCCCAUUGUGCUGGGAGAGGCGCGCCGAAGGCAGCCCCUGCCCUGGCGGGCUCAUGCGAUGGAGAGAGACAGGCAGGCAGGAGCUGCAGAGGAGAAGAUUCUUGUGCGGAUGCGUGUGCAGGUUAGCAGAAGCGAGCGCUAGGCCAGUCGAGCGGUGGGAGGCCAGGCCUGCCGGGGCGGCUGAAGUGAGUUCCGGCAGGUGGGUGAUCUGAGCUGGCUCCUGAAAUGAAGGGAGGCUUCUCGAUAGCGGUAACCUCUCUGGGCCCGUCCCGCUCACCAGCUCACUGCUUCUCCCCCUUCUCCU
Molecule: messenger RNA, 2441 nt
Organism: Mauremys mutica (yellowpond turtle)
Lineage: Eukaryota; Metazoa; Chordata; Testudines; Geoemydidae
Gene: KPTN
Product: kaptin, actin binding protein
Exons: 12
Coding region: 16-1341 (441 amino acids)
Biological process (GO): negative regulation of TORC1 signaling; cellular response to amino acid starvation; actin filament organization
Cellular component (GO): actin cytoskeleton; KICSTOR complex; lamellipodium
Molecular function (GO): actin filament binding
Source: RefSeq, a predicted model, not a curated record